Molecule: messenger RNA, 651 nt
Organism: Rhododendron vialii
Lineage: Eukaryota; Viridiplantae; Streptophyta; Magnoliopsida; Ericales; Ericaceae
Product: UDP-glycosyltransferase 708G1-like
Exons: 1
Coding region: 1-651 (216 amino acids)
Source: RefSeq, a predicted model, not a curated record
AUGGCAAACUCCGACAAUCACAGGACGCUGCCGCACAUCGCUCUCUUACCCAGCGCGGGCAUGGGCCACCUCAUGCCCUUCCUCCGCCUUGCGGCCCUCCUCUCCUCCCACAACUGCACCAUAACCCUCAUCACCCCCACCCCCACUGUCUCCGCUGCCGAAUCCACCCACCUCACCACCUUCUUCUCCAGCCACCCGCACAUCCGCCGCCUCCACUUCCCCAUCCCGCCAUUCGAUUCCUCCUCCACGCCCAUCAACACCGAUAACCCUUUCUUCAUCUGCUGGUCUCAAAUCAGCCAGUCCCUGCCCCUCCUCUCCCCUCUCCUCUCCUCUCUCUCUCCUCCCCUCUCCGUCGUCCUCUCCGACUUCGCUGCCUCAAUGAGCUUCAGCCAACUUGCUGACCAUCUCUCCAUCCCUUACUACGUCGUUUUCUGCUCCUCUGCCAGAUUUCUCUCCCUCUUUGCCUCCCUCCCUUCCUUAAAUCUUGGUGGGAUUGAGGAUUAUGUCGAAAUCCCAGAUUUACCCCCACUGCCUAAAUCAAGCUUGCCUCCCCCUUUAUUCAACCCAAAUCAUUUCUUCACGUGGUCUGCAAUAUCGAAUAUUAAUUCAAUCUUUCCCCAAAGCCAAAGGAAUGUUUUUAAAUACCUUUGA